Messenger RNA from Peronospora belbahrii, 1314 nucleotides. Lineage: Eukaryota; Oomycota; Peronosporomycetes; Peronosporales; Peronosporaceae. The record is from the annotation of a GenBank genome assembly.
AUGCGUAUAUGGCAAGCACUACUGCUGCUGUGGCUCAUGAUUGCGUGCCUAUUAUCAAGUGUACACGCGUUUCAUAUCCAAUGGAAAGAGUACUGGGAGUUAGCCAUGUAUCACACGGGACUCGGCUCAGAUCAGUGUAAAUUCGUGGACAAACCAUCUCAGAUGGUGCGUCAUCAUUUACAGGAUAAUUUAAAGGGUCAAGAACGAGCUGUGGAGGCGGUCGUUGGUGCAAUUGAAGCUUGGGAGUUCUCAAGGACUUCUACAAAAGACCGUGCGCCGCUAGUGCUGGCGAUUACGGGACCAACAGGUACAGGCAAAACGGAAAUGUCCAACUUAAUCGCGGAGGCGCUGUUUAAACGCAAGAAGAAGCUGCCGAGAAGUGAAAAGUGGGUGCCGUCAGGGUUGCUGAUCUUUCGCGGAGAGGACUUUAGCGAUAACUUUACAAACCCUAUCACAGAGUACCACACACAGAUUAAGAACAGACUUGCAGAGCACUUGUACUAUUGCUCAGGAAAUGCUGUCGUAGUCAUUGAUGAAGUGCAGAAGGUGAUUCCGCAUACUCUUGACGUUCUAAUGGAGGCGGUCAGCGAAAGCUCUCAACUAUCCUACUACAAACACGGAGUAACACAGAACAUCGAUACCGCAAACGUCAUUUUUGUGCUGGUGUCAGACAUUGGCGUGAGUGAGAUGGAGCAGGUCAUGAUUCAAUACGAUGCUCGAGAAGAAAUACCGACCGUACAGCUUGAACGGGUCGUGAAGGCAGCUUUAGACGACCAAUGGAAGCGGCUAGACUUUGGCAAAAUGAUUGAUCAAGUCAUCCCUUUCCUGCCUUUUGAGCACCAACACAUUGUUGAGAUUAUCGCGCUUAAGCUGAGACAGCUGGACGAAAAUUACCGUAGCAAGUAUUGGCACCGACUUUGGAUUGAGGAAAACAUCGCUGAUUACAUGUCACGGUUGGAUUCAGUGCACUACAAAGUCCGCUCGGCAGUAGUUAACGGGAAGGUCAAGUCCAGCAAGGUCUUUGCCAAGUACGGUGCUCGAGACGUGGAGACGGGUCCAAUCCAAUUGCUUAAAUCCAAGUUAUUGCGUUAUCUUCGUCCUUUCAAUCCGAACGCUGAGAUUCGCAUAUCGCAGGAUCCGGAUACGAAAGAGAUUUCAAUUGUCGCAUGUGGAAGACAGGAAGAAGAAAAACCCACGACGAAGAAAGUGUCGUCUACAGGUAAAAGCACGAGCUAUUUGGAUGAAAGGAUCGACGACAGUGUCGCUUUUAUGCACAUUGGUUGCGUCACAAAGUGGUCGGGUCGAUUUGAAUAA